Fusarium verticillioides 7600 is the source of this 4587-nucleotide messenger RNA. RefSeq names its product mitochondrial Rho GTPase 1. Gene Ontology annotation, cellular component: mitochondrial outer membrane. Gene Ontology annotation, molecular function: calcium ion binding; GTP binding; GTPase activity. Lineage: Eukaryota; Fungi; Ascomycota; Sordariomycetes; Hypocreales; Nectriaceae. The coding region runs from base 600 to 2495 and encodes 631 amino acids. The record is from RefSeq and is a predicted model, not a curated record. Gene Ontology annotation, biological process: regulation of mitochondrion organization; mitochondrion organization; small GTPase-mediated signal transduction. The transcript has a single exon.
CGGUUCAUGACAACACACUCACUGAAAGCGGGACGCAUCUUUAAUUGAUCGUCCCUCAAACCACCCAAUCCUUGCUCGUCGCAUCACUUGUUUGUCUGCCAUCAAACUCCAAUUUUAGGUCUGGCACUUGGUCUGAAUUAUUAGCUGCAUAUUGCCUGCUGUACCUAAUUUAUUCCCUUCUCUGCACCGCUCUUUCUGUCUCGUCUUGUUUCUCAUAUAAAACUCAGGCAUGGCCUGAGGUGAUGGAUCAUCUUCUCUACAAGGCUCUUUUCUUUCGUGGCUCUCUCCAACUUGGUUUUCAUUAUUCCUUACCCAUCUCUAAAUAAUCGCCAUAUCCUCAAAUUCGACCAAUACAUCUGCUGACACCUCCGCUGUUGCCGGCCGCCGCUACGAUUCAUUCAUUCCCCACGAUCGACCUACCGAACCCACGAUAUCAGCAGACCACCGUUCCCUCUUGGGCAUGGAACCUUAAUGACGACAUACUUUCACCAAAGACUCCGAUAAUACCUCCAUCAUGGCCGCUGGUACGAACAACCUCCAACUAACUCGGCUCCGACUCCACUGCGAGCUCUUCAAUCCAACAACAACUUGUUGCUCAAAUGACUAACCUUCCCUGCGCAGUGCGCAUCUGCGUCUGCGGUGAUGAAAGCACCGGCAAAUCGAGCCUCAUCGCUUCUCUCGUUAAGGAUCAAUUUGUCAACAACAAAAUCCAGCCCGUCCUUCCUCAAAUCACUAUUCCUCCUAGUAUUGGUACGCCCGAGAAUGUCUCAACAACCAUCGUCGAUACCUCAGCUCGCCCUCAAGACCGAACUACUUUGCGCAAAGAGAUCCGAAAGUGCAAUGUCAUCCUCCUCGUCUAUGCCGACCAUUACAGCUACGAAAGAGUAGCAUUGUUCUGGAUGCCAUACUUCCGAUCCCUCGGCGUCAACGUCCCCGUCGUAUUAUGCGCCAACAAAUCCGAUCUGGCUGGCCAGGGCACCACACCUCAGGUAGUCGAGGAGGAAUUGCUACCUGUGAUGGCUGAAUUCCGCGAAAUCGACUCUUGCAUCCGCGCCAGCGCUCGAGACCAUCGAAACGUAAACGAAGUCUUUUUCCUUUGUCAAAAGGCCGUAACUCAUCCAAUUGCCCCUCUAUUUGACUACAAGGAGGGGCAUCUCAAGCCUCUGUGCGUUGACGCUCUGAGGCGCAUAUUCUAUCUUUGCGACAAAGACCAGGACGGAUAUCUCAAUGAACAAGAAAUGAGAGACUUCCAAGCACGUUGCUUCGAAAAACCUCUGACAGCGGACGACCUAGACAAUAUCAAACUCAGUAUCUCGAAAUCGUUGCCCACGUCCGAGUUAGAAAAAGGCAUUGAUCUGCCAGGAUUCCUGCAAUUAAACAAACUUUAUGCUGAGAAGGGUCGCCACGAAACUAUCUGGAUUAUCCUUCGAAAAUAUCACUAUACCGAUAGUCUCAGUCUCGAGGACAAGUUUAUUCGACCCAAGUUCGAUGUUCCAGAGUACUCGUCGGCCGAGUUGAGUCCUGCUGGUUAUAGAUUCUUUGUGGAUCUCUUCUUGCUGUUUGACAAGGACAAUGAUGGUGGCCUCAAUGAUCAAGAACUUGAGGCUCUGUUUGCCCCAGCUCCAGGACUUCCCAGUUCCUGGACCGACUCGUCGUUCCCCUCCUCGACUGUAAGGAAUGAAGCUGGGCAUGUUACUUUGCAGGGGUGGCUGGCUCAGUGGAGUAUGACAACAUUUAUCGAACCCAAGACAACCAUUGAAUAUCUCGCGUAUCUGGGAUUUGAGCCUUCGAAUCCCAAGGAACCCAUCACCGCGGCACUCAAGAUAACCAAGCCUCGUAAGAGAAGGAGACGUCCUGGUCGGGUGGAGCGUAACGUGGUCCUCUGCUACGUUCUUGGUGCAUCAGGAGCAGGCAAAUCCGCUCUCCUCGACUCAUUCCUCAACCGCCCUUUUGAUGGUCUUUACCAUCCAACCAUCAAGCCGCGCCGCGCUGUCAACAGUGUCGAGCUGCCAGGCGGAAAACAGGUGUACCUCAUUCUGGAAGAGCUUGGGGAGCUGGAGCCUGCAAUCCUUGACAACCCGGCCAAAUUAGAUGCUUGCGAUCUUAUCUGCUACGCCUAUGACUCGUCUGACCCCGACUCGUUCUCGCAUAUCGUUGAUCUGCGGAGCAAAUACGCGCACCUUGAUGAGCUCCCUUCGAUCUAUACUGCUCUCAAGGCCGAUAAAGACAAGACAAACCAACGCUGUGAGCUUCAGCCAGAUCAGUAUACUGCCUCACUCAACAUGAGCCUGCCGUUACAUGUGAGUGUCACCUGGGGUAGCAUCAGUGAGCUUUUUGUAGCUUUUGCAGAUGCCGCUACAAAUCCUAGUACGGCUUUCCCCAGGAGCAAUGAGGAGGGGCCUGAUCGGACCAGUUUGUAUAUUGCAUUGGGCGCCACGGCCUGUGCAGGAGUUGCUGCUUUAACGAUAUGGCGACGAGCAACGAAUGCUCUUUAAUUAGUGUCGCAGUUGAGUAGAUGUUCACCGGACCUCGGCAAGUUUUUGGGAAAGAGUCCGUUACUUGGGAAGAGGGCAGGCAUUGCAUAGGUAGGAGUUGAAACUCACCAUUCAGAAAGAAACAUGAUACCCAGCUCCAUCGAAAACACAUUUUUUUAUCACCUAGAUAUAUAAUCAACAAACAUAGUCUUUUCUUAUUUUGGUCGACUUGCCCUGGUGAUAGUGGCGUCGUUUCUCCUGUAUAUGAGCCAAACUCCUUAACACCAAGCCCAUGAUACCAUCCCCCAACGUCUUAUACCGAUACAGAAAUGAUUAGACCUUAUAGAAGCAGAACCCGACGUAGAAACUAGCAGCUUCCAUCUCCUCAUCGGAUACCAGAAGAGGGCCUCCACCACGCUCCCGUACGCCCAUGCGCUCGCUCAGCGGACCAAGCUCGCGGUCAUCCUUCUCCGCCUCCCAGAUUUCAGGAAAAGUGCGAUGAAACUGCAACUCAAGAUUGUAGUCCUCGGCGAGAGCACGGAAGGCCUCCCAGGGUACGACAUACUCAGGCACCUCCUCUACAGCUUCGUCUAGAAAGAAGUUAUAUUUCCAGCCGAAGGCAGGUCGAAAGACACCAUCAUCAGGUGUUUUCCCCGGGAAGCGCACACGGUAAAUCGAGUUACCCCAUUCAGCAGUCGGCUCCUCCUCGCCCUCUUCCAGCUCACCAUCCUCUGGCUCCGUUUGUUGCGGUGUUGUCGAACCAUCGCCGAUCUUUUCUUCGCUUUGCUUAGCUGCACGCUUGGCAGCAGCCUCCUCGUUGAAUUUGCGGACUCGCUCGCCCAGAACAUCAGAAUUAGGGAUGCAGCCGAUGAAACGUCCUCCUUUCUUGAGUGCUCCAGCGACAUUGCGGAGCAUGUUACGCGCAUUCUUUUCCGACUCGAAAGCAUAGUGCAUGGAGAACAUCAUGCUGACAACGUCGAAACCUCGGCGGUUCAUAGGUGAAGGGUCGAAGCCGACUUGCUGGAUGAUGUCGAGGUUCUCAAUGGACUCGCCGAAACAAUCUUUGACGUGGAAACGAGCGUCGAAUAAGCGCGGUGGCGGUCGUCGGUGUCCGCCGCGCCCACCUCGCCCGCCACGGCUACCCAGUGUACGGUAGCGGUCGCGGGCUUGCUCGAUACUCACGUCAGCGGGAUCGAGUCCAACAUAAAGCUGAAUUGGUUGAGGAGCUUGCUGCCAUUUGUUAAGAUCGCCGCCCUUUCCACAUCCCAUGUCCAGCACAAGUAGGUCCUUGCCACUGGAGCGUCCAGCUUCGCGCGAACCAGGGGUGUGGUCUUCAUCGGGUGAAUAACGCUGGAUGAUGCAGCUCUUGAUCCAAUUGUUGAAAACACGAAGUCCCUUGAUCUUGCUGUCUCUUGUUCUCCAGUCGCGACCGCGCUCUGGUACGUUGUUGUAGUGGUGUCGCACAAGAUCACUGUUGUUUCGGAUCCUCUCCUGUUCAGCUUCGGCGGCUUCCUCAGCCGCAGCUUCGCGUUCUCGUUCGAGCUGGCGCUGUCGAAUCUUUUCACGCUCGGCCUCUGAGAUACGCGAACGCGCACCGGGGCGCUUCAGCUUUCGAGGCUGUUCUGAUGGCGAGAGGGCGCGCCGCUUUGCUGGCUGAAGUGAUUUGGCGUUGUAUGGCUGGGGUAGAUCAUCUUGAGGUUCGUCGUUUGCAGGACGCUUGCGGUGGUUUCGCUCGUCACCGUCGUCGCGAUCAGAGUCUCUGCCCAUUUCUGACAGUUUCACUCGUUCUUUUUGUGAUAUAUGUGUCGAUUGAUUGCAAUGGUAGAUGCGAAGUUGGGUGUUCAAGUUUAUUGAAUUGAAAGAGAAAUGGAAUAUGAUGCAAGUUCUGUAUCUAAUCUCAGCGUUGCACUGAUGUAAGGGCGCUCGGCCCAUGCGGUCCAGCUGCAUCAGCCUACCCUGCACCUAUUAGUCUAUAGCCGCUGCAACUCAAUGAAUGAUGGCGUAUAAAGCACUCUGUGUCUACAGAGAAUUCUAUUUACUUUUUAACUGCAAUCAAUCUGAUGGAAUGUCAGUCAUACUUAGCUAAAUCAAUGGGAGAAAAAGAAUACCAUGG